UCAACAGUACAAUAAGAUAAUAGAUGUUACAAAUAAACCAAUAAACAAUAUAAAAAAUAUAGAAAUCUCAUUACAAUUUGUUAAUGGCAGAGAGAGAUGUAAACAGUCAAUAUCAUAUUGUAAGUUUAAACCGUUACGUUGUAGUUAAUAUACAAAACUUCAGACAGGAAACGCUUGUAAUAACAUCUGUCAUAACCUAAAAUCUUGUCUUUUUCCCUAUUAAAAUCGUGACCAUGCUAUAUCUUGUGGUUCACAAUUACAAAAUAGCAGAACUGUUUCCAUGUGUGUGAUUUCAAUGUUCAAAUACCCUAGUUUUUAAUUGUUUCCCAAUCUACCUCACGUAUGAUUCAACACAAUCACGACAUAAGGUUUUAUAAACGUUAAUCAUCGAAGUCAAUGGAAAAGGAUCAUUCGCGACUCUGAUAAAUUUUCGGAGUUUGUUAGUGCUGUAAAAAGAUAAUUUAAGGUGUUCCGACCGAGCGUAACUCGUUAUGAGUGAUAGGACGUCGUCAGUGGGGCUAGUAGCGUUCAGGUCCCGGCAUUAUGAGGGCGCGCAUUCAGAACCUCUCGAGAGAUACGGAAAGGACAAGCAAAGAGCACCGCAUACCAUGUAGUAUUCGAGCGCAAUAAAGCAUUUCUACACAAUUCAGUUUUAGUCUUCUGGGUCUGUCUCUCCAUCCCGUCGAACACUUAACAAUUGGCGCAGUCGAUAGGACGCGAUAGAUGCUAUCAAGAAACAGAGAAAGAUCCAGAGGAUGGCCUUUGCGAAGGCACUCACGGCUUUUACGGCAAAAAUGAACAAUGAUUGCUCGAGUGAAGACAAGAUGGUGACCUUCCAAUUUCUCGAGACAAAGAUGUCUGAAUUAGAUACUGUGCAUUCGGCGUAUAAUCAAGCGUUCUUCCAAUCAGACUUGGACAAAGAGGUUAUUCCCAAAGAGCUGGAAUCUGACGACGCAUAUAAAACACAAUACCUAACCGCAAAAAUAAAAGUAACGUUGAGAAAAUCCGCAAUACCGAAAGACGGAUUAAGCAUGAGGGUAGCCAAUAUUACCAAGACCUCGAAGUUUCCAAGGCUGGAAUUGCUAAAAUUUAGUAGCAAUAUCAAGGAAUAGCUGCCGUUCUGGAGCCGAUUCAAGAACAUUAACGACGAUAUGUCGAUAAGAAGUAAAGACAAGUUCCAGUAUCUUCUACAAACCACCGGUCUGGAUUCUCGGGCGAAUGAGAUCAUGAAAAGUUUCCCGCCCACGGGCGAGAAUUAUGCAAAAACAAUCACAAGCUUGAGAAAUCAGUUUUCCUCUACAGUCAUUUUUAACAAUUUGUUUAUAACAAUUAAUUGCAAAAUUGACUUUUGCAACAUGAUCUUUACGUCAAUAAUGUUUUAUUAUGCUUCGAUACUACUUUUAAUUUUGUUUUUUGACUGAUCUGACCAUGGGCAGGAAGAUUUUAAUUAUUUAUAUAGUUUAUAUUAAAAAUAUCUAAGACUAAAUAAUCAUAGGGUUAGUGAUAGUGUUCGCGCAAUAUUCAAAACGCAAGAUUCUUUCGGUUCAAUUCAGCUUUACUUCAAAUAUAACUUUUUAUUAACAAUAUCAUAUGUGUACGAUUAGCUCAGUGUUAGCCUUUUAGUUAUUUUGAAAUCUUAAGUUCGAAUCCAGCCGGCGCCGACAUGGGUUUUCAAAAAUUUAUAACAAUGCCUAAUUGUAAUAAAAAUUAAAAUGUUAUAUGUGAAAUAAUAAAUACAGAUUAAGCUAUAAGAAUAAUAAAAUCUGUUAAAAAAAAAAAAAAUGAAUUUUUUUGUUGGUCUCGAAAACAUCAGAUUUGAUCUGUAUUUGGUGUCAUUCUGUCAGCAGGUUUGAAAACAGAUUUAGUUUGUAUUUGGCAUUAUUUGUCAACGCAUUUGAUAACAGAUUUGGUUUGUGUUUGAUACCAUUUUGUCAUAACAUUAUUAUUAUCAAAUUUGUUCUGGUAUUGGUUUCAAUUUGACUUCAGAUAUGUUCGUCAGAUUUGGUUUACAUUGGACAUCCUAAUGCGGACACAAUAGGAUACGGUUUUGGUACAAAAUUCCGCUGGAAUUUGGUGCCAAUUUGAUAUCUUUUUGUGUACAAAAUGUUUGCUGGGAAGAUAAAAGCGCACUACCAUCUUUACAGCAUUCAAUAUGGUCCAUUAUAAUAUAAUAUUGCUUCAAUAUUGCAAUACUAUUUUCUAAAAGCAGAUUUUUUAAUCAUUGCAGUAAUAUUGCAUUAUUUUGCAACAUUUUUGUAAUCUUGUAAUAAAAUAUUUCUGUAACAUUGCUGUAAUCUUUCUAGACUGUAUGAGAAGCAAUAUAAAGUUGUAAAAGAAAUGUUAAAUAGCUUUCUUCUUCUAAUAAAUAAUAUUGCAUAAUAAUCAGUUUCUUUUUUCACACCUUAAGACUUGCAUAUUUCAUCUCUUCUUUUUCUUCACACAUUAAGGAAAAAAAGAAAAAAGAUAAACAAGCAAAAAAUUAAG
Messenger RNA from Solenopsis invicta (red fire ant), 2484 nucleotides. RefSeq lists its product as uncharacterized. The coding region runs from base 756 to 1112 and encodes 118 amino acids. NCBI's taxonomy places the organism in Eukaryota, Metazoa, Arthropoda, Insecta, Hymenoptera, Formicidae. The transcript has 2 exons. The record is from RefSeq and is a predicted model, not a curated record.